AGCAAAGCUGUGUGCGGAUGUUGAAGGUGUGAAGCAAGAAGCGACGCCGAGCGAUAGAUCGACCUGAAUGCGGCUCAGCCGGUGUCCAGAGUACGUAAUAUCUGCAGCAGGCAUCGUCAGCACAUGCGCCAGAAGGCAGAGGCCGCACAGUCGCGCUUGACAGGCUGGCACGCCAUCUAAGGCAGCGCCCCUCGCGUGUGAGCAGACUGCCCACACCGGUGGAUGGCAAUGGCUUUGCUGCAAGAGCAGCCUCUUCCCGCCACGACAGGGGUAGAGGGCUGCGAAACAAUGACAGAGAAGCACUUUGCGCCGUGCUUCGAUGCUGUCCGCAAACGCAGGCCGAGCCGCAGCCCUUCGAGUGCCGCCUACUUGGCUAGCUGCUGCCAUACAACUGCACGGCAGAACGCGAGAGAUGCACACCUGGCGCUUGGCGGUGCAUCGCUGGUCUUUGGCUGUCCCGCUACCCUUGCGUGCGGUCGCAGCUGGCUCCCACCAAGACAAGACCCAUGGCCCCGGCGCAGCCGCGGCGAACGGCCAAAAGCAAUUACCCUAGCCCCGGGCUGCGCCGCAUUCAACGCCGGCGCUCGAAUGGCCGGCGUAUAUGCGUGCGGCUCAGGCACGACAGGGGCGCCCGAGGAGCAGCAGGCACUCUGCACUGGUGAAGACGCAGGAGCUACUCACAUAUCCUGCCAGCAAGGGCCACCAAUGCGAGCGCAAGAGAGGCGAAGGCCGCUGCAAGGUCUCCAACUAGCGCCUAGAGGCCAAGUCUGGACUCGGGCGUGCGUCCGAGCAGUCGGCGAGGCUCCUGCAGCCAAACUGAGCUUCUGUGCAGUACGGCCUGCCAAACGCAGCGGGAGCCGGCGCGUCGCAGAGGAGCGUCGCGAAGGACGGCGGCCGGCGCGGGGUGCGCAAGAGGCGCCGGCAGCGCGUGGUCUUCUUCUUGCGGGCACGCGCCUCGUGCAGUCACAGUCUGAGUCUGAGUAAGAGUCGAGCUCGAGCUUGGAGACUUUCCUCGAGCAGCACA
Tilletiopsis washingtonensis is the source of this 1024-nucleotide messenger RNA. RefSeq lists its product as hypothetical. Bases 223 to 984 code for a protein of 253 amino acids. The record is from RefSeq and is a predicted model, not a curated record. The transcript has a single exon. Lineage: Eukaryota; Fungi; Basidiomycota; Exobasidiomycetes; Entylomatales.